Saprolegnia parasitica CBS 223.65 is the source of this 541-nucleotide messenger RNA. RefSeq lists its product as hypothetical. The transcript has 3 exons. The record is from RefSeq and is a predicted model, not a curated record. Lineage: Eukaryota; Oomycota; Saprolegniomycetes; Saprolegniales; Saprolegniaceae. Bases 1 to 486 code for a protein of 161 amino acids.
AUGCGCGUCGAGACCUACAAGAACCAAGCGAGCAACCAAGACGACCAGCCAAGAGAAGUCGAGCCACCAGCGCGAUCCACGGACGCACUAGCAACCGUGAAGGACGAGAUGAGCCGACAGCUGCAACGCCAGAUUGACACGGCACGGGCGGCGAUUGCGGCCAUGACAGCAAAGGAUCCCGCGACACAGUACUUGUCGCACCAAGAAGAGACUUUGUCGAUGCUACUGGGCCAGCUGGAGCAAUCGCAGGCAGCACAAGAAGCAGGUGCGGAUGCGGCGCUCUCGGGCGCACGGCGCAAGCUUCAGCAGCUCUACACACCGCCCGUCGAUCUUGGCGACGACCGUGUCGACGCGUGGACUUUUGAGUUGCGACGAACUCUGGCGACGACCCAGCGCGGUGUCAGACGACCCACCUCCAACGCCGACUCGCUGAACGCCGCCAAAGAGUCCCUUCGACGCUUCCAGGCGACACUAAACCGCGCAUGAGACGAAGCCCUGUAUCUACGCUACUUGCAUGCAAAUGCUGCGAUUCCAACCAGUC